AUGGAGAAGGCCACGUCGUCGUGGUUCCAUGUGCAAGCGGCAGCGGCGGCGGUGGUGCCGGAUCUGUCGCUGGCGUUGUCCUCAGAGGACAGCAGCCAAGACCGGGACGAGGAGGUUGCACCGACGGCGCGCGUGGACGGCAGGACGGUGCGGCUGUUCCAGUGCCUGUUCUGCGACAAGACGUUCAUCAAGUCGCAGGCGCUCGGCGGCCACCAGAACGCCCACCGCAAGGACCGCCUCGCCGGCUUCCUCUGCGACCCCUACAACAACAACGACAGCCCAUCCCGGGGCGCCGCCGUCGCGAGGGCGUCCACCGGGCCGUCGUGCGAUUCAAGCGCCGGCCGGUUCAUGUGCACUUCCGUGGCCUCGCACGGCGGUGGCGUGGAGGCGGCGCCAGCCUCCGACGCCUGCAAGCCUGAGAGGUGGGGGCGAGGCAGUGACGCUCCACGCUUCGCGGAGCACACGCUGCUCCAGGACCCGUUCGGUGGCCGCGACGGCAUGGCGGGCUGGUCAAGGGCCUCGUUCGCAAGUGGCGCCGGCGAGGCUCUGUACCUGGAGCUGCGCCUCUAG
This is a messenger RNA of Triticum turgidum subsp. durum (durum wheat), 570 nucleotides long. The record is from the annotation of a GenBank genome assembly. NCBI's taxonomy places the organism in Eukaryota, Viridiplantae, Streptophyta, Magnoliopsida, Poales, Poaceae.